Dermacentor albipictus is the source of this 1791-nucleotide messenger RNA. It is a transcript of the gene Polr3C, whose product is annotated as RNA polymerase III subunit C. Gene Ontology annotation, biological process: DNA-templated transcription. Gene Ontology annotation, molecular function: single-stranded DNA binding. The record is from RefSeq and is a predicted model, not a curated record. NCBI's taxonomy places the organism in Eukaryota, Metazoa, Arthropoda, Arachnida, Ixodida, Ixodidae. Gene Ontology annotation, cellular component: RNA polymerase III complex.
AAAAUAGCAGGAGGUUUGCCCGAGCUUGCUUCGACGGGCUAUGCGGGUCUAUGCUUAUGUGCGGGCGCGUGCGGACCAUUGGCGGCUAUAAAUGAAAGUUCAGGACAAUGUCGCACGUAAAGAUCAGAGCUUGCUCCAUAAUACUUAAAGACCACUUUGGCUCCGUUGUGCAGUCCGUCGGCGAAUGUCUUCUUAAAGUGUCAUGGAGAAGUUUGGGCGAAAUAGCAAGAUCAACCAAUCUGCCACUUGCCAAGAUCAAGAAGUCUUUGAUGGUCCUGAUUCAUCAGAAUCUUGUGGAUUUCGAGGCUCAUCCCAAGGGAACUGUCAAGUACUCCAUAAACGCCGACCGCGUUUUAUGUAUGCUCCGAUAUUCGCGUUACAUAUACUGCACAAAAAUGCUGUAUGGUGACGCAGGCGAAUUCAUUAUUGAGGAGGUGCUGCUGAACGGCAGAUUGUGUAUGUCCCUUGUCCUCCAGAAAGUGCUGGAAAGACUACAAGGAGCUGGCACCGCGGAGGAUGUGAAGCAGAAAUUUGUAGACCUUGUCAAGACCAGCUUCUUGUGCAGAGUGCCAUAUCCCGACCCGGACGCCCCAGCUUCAAAGAUUCCCUCUCUCAUUAUGCCUGAUGAUGUCAUGUACAAGAUCCCAGAGGUCAAAUUGUACCUACUGAAGCAAAACACAGGUGAGCCUUCUGCAGAGCCUCCAGCAAAGAAAAUAAAGAUGGAGAAGCCCGAGGGUGAGAAGCAGCCUGAUGAAAAGGAGUACUGGCGUGUCAACAUCGACCGCUUCCACCAGCACCUCAGGUGGGAACCAAUGCCUUGGUUGAUAGACCAGCUGGUAGUGCAGGCCGUGUCCAAGCGAAUGGGUGCAAAGGCUGGUGAGGUUGUGCGCACCAUGUUGCGACUGUCAGAGACACGAUCCCACCCAAAGGAUGCUUACAGUGCUCCUGUCAGUCGCAGCGAGAUUUACCAAUCCCUCCAACAGGAGAUUAAAAUCUCCCAACAGGAGCUGGAUUCCUAUCUGAGCCUUCUUGCAGAUGACGCCCUGGGCCUAGUAAGACGGACGGAUGAACGAGGUGGCAUGUUUAGUGUCAACCUAGAGCGCACGCUGCGUCUCCUCGCUGAGGGUGUCCUAGCAUCCAUAGUGCAGGACCGCUUUGGAGCCAAGAGUUGCCGCAUCUUUAGGCUGCUGCUUGAAAAGAAGUACCUGGAGCAGAAACAGAUAGAAGAACUCGCAAUGAUCACUGCUCGAGACGCCAAGGAAAUGACUUACAAAAUGUUCCAGGAAAAGUUCGUCUUGGCUCAGGAACUUCCAAGAACACCAGACUAUGCCCCUUCCAGGAUGAUCUACCUGUUCCAUGUUGAUAUUCCACAGCUGAGUCGUCAGGUGCUGGAGUGGUGCUACAAGGCACUGGCCAACAUGAUGCUGCGAAGGAUUCACAUCACUGAGGACCUUAAACGACUCCUGGACAAGAAGCAAAGGGUGGACCUCAUCUUGUCUACUAUGCAUCCAAACAACUCCACACCUGAACAGAUCGCAGAGGUGAAAGAAAUGGUCACUCCUCCUGAACGGAAACAGCUUGCCUACGUCAGGCAUGUCACGUCCAAGAUAGGGCUCGGUGAAGUGCAGCUGGAUGAAACCAUCCUCAUACUGCAGCUCUACAUUCUGUCAUUGUCAAAAUAGGCACGUCACCUCCAAAAUGGGGCUCGUUGAAGUGAAGCUGUGUGAAACCAUCCCUGUACUACAGCUCUAAAUUCAGUCCCUGUCAGAAUAAAUUAUACAAACAUUGCAA